Molecule: messenger RNA, 258 nt
Organism: Dictyostelium discoideum AX4
Lineage: Eukaryota; Evosea; Eumycetozoa; Dictyosteliales; Dictyosteliaceae
Exons: 1
Coding region: 1-258 (85 amino acids)
Source: RefSeq, a predicted model, not a curated record
AUGUCAGAAAAAUUUAAACAAAAUCGAAGAAAAUUUGAAUAUCAAGGAAGAACUAUAUAUGAAUGGGAUCAAUCAAUAGAAGAAAUUAACAUAUAUAUUCAACCUCCACCAGGUUUAACAUCUAAAAUGGUUGCAUGUGAAAUUACACCAACUCAAUUAAUUUUAGGUAUUAAAGGUAAUCCACCAUUCAUUAAUGUAAAUAUUCAUCCCACUCCACACCACUUCACCCCACCCUAUCCCCCAAAUGUCAACACCUAA